Messenger RNA from Closterium sp. NIES-67, 1434 nucleotides. The record is from the annotation of a GenBank genome assembly. Lineage: Eukaryota; Viridiplantae; Streptophyta; Zygnematophyceae; Desmidiales; Closteriaceae.
UCUUCUCUAGUUUUCUGGACUGGAUGGUGGAAGCAGAAAGGCAGAGUGGGAAGCAGCUGAAGCUUCCAUCAUAGUGACUCUGAGGACUGUCAACUUCUCCUAGGGCAGAUUACCCCCCAGUGCGCCAAACGCCAUAGCUCACUCGUUAAGCUACGGAAUCGAGUGAUUCAACUUGCAGUGGAAAGCUGACGCUGCCAGCUACAACAUAUCCGAUUUUCAGAUCGUUUCAUCGAUUGGAGUUUUUGAUAUAGCUAUUCGAAGGUCGCGAGUUUUCUGGGCGUCAUAACGAAGUGCUGCAGAAAUUUCCAAGGAGCCAUUGAAUCAUCUGCUUAUAGCCUUCUCUAACCAACAUAAAAUACUACCUAGAAGUAAAUGGGGCUGAGCCUUGGGAUGUGCAUGGUGAGCAAGGAUGUGAAGAGGAAGGUGGUGGUGACCAGAGAUGUGAUAUUCUAUGAGAAUGUCACCUACUUGAAAUGGAAAAGGGUGAGUUCGGACAUUGGUAACAGCCAGGGAAGCAGCUAACCUAGAGAAGGUAGAAGGGCUGCUGGAGGAGACAGCGAUUGAAGGAAUUGGAGAGGAAUUAGGGGAGAUUGGAGAAGAAGCAGCACAUACAUGGUGGGUGUGGGAGCUUCCAGAGGAAAGGGCCACAGAAGGGAGAAAGGGGAUGGAAAAGGUGAGGCAGCAGGAGAUAGAGCCAGGGGAGAAGGAUGCAAUGGCAGAGGUGGAGAUGGCACAUAGGGAGAGUGAGCAGGGAUGAACUGCACAGGAUGACCAUGAUCCAUGGAAGCUACUAGAUAUUGCAGAUAACCGUGAAGCAGAGGAGAUUGAGAAGCUAUUAGAGGAUGGAGCAACAGCGAAAGGGGUUCUAGGACAAGACGAGUAAGGGGCAGAUAUCUUCCAUCUAUCUUCCAUCUUCCAUCUUCCAUCUUCCAGGGGAAGUAAAGAAGGUGUGCGAGCACCUAGCUGAAGUGUUCCAGGUGAAGCAGAUUCCGAGGACAACGCUGUUCUGGGGAUUAACCUGGAGAGGAACAGGGAAGAGAGGAAGCUGUCCUUGUAUCAGCAGAAAUACUACAAGAGGGUGGAGCAGAAGUUUGGUCAUGGCUAUGCGAAGGCCAUUACGACAUCUUUGUGGAUUGUAUCUCAUUUAAAGCGAGAGGGGGAGAGAGAGAGAGAGAGAGAGAGAGAGAGAGAGAGAGAGAGAGAGAGAGAGAGAGAGAGAGAGAGAGAGAGAGAGAGAGAGAGAGAGAGAGAGAGUGAGAGAGAGAGAAAGAGAGAGAGAGAGAGAGAGAGAGAGAGAGAGAGAGAGAGAGAGAGAGAGAGAGAGAGAGAGAGAGGGAGAGAGAGAGAGAGGUAGUCUGAGAGAGAAAGAGAACGAGAGAGAUAGAAGACAACGAGAGAGAGAACGAUAGAGAGAGAGAGAGAGAGAAAGAGAUA